GAGAGGCCUUGCUCUUCCUUUGCAGUGAGGACACCUGGCCAACCCUGGACAAGGCCUCCUUAUACAGUAAUCUCUGAAGGCUAUGGAAUUCUGUUGUGGGGCUCUGGGCCCCACAACAUACUCCAACUCCCAGAAUUCCAUAGCCUUGAGCCACACAAAGAGUUAAAGCAGGGCCAAAAGGGGAAGACUACAUCUCCCAGCAUGCCCCGCGCCAGCAAACAAAAUGUCCGCCCCUUCAGCCCCGCCUCCUUCCCGCCUCAGACCCAGAGGAGGAGGAGCAGGAGCCCAGAGAGGGAGGGCGACAGUGGCCCCACCAGGCGGGAGGCGACCCCUCUCAGCCCCACACAAGCCCCCCAGCCUCCACCAUGUUCUCCCGAAGGGGCCACGCCGACGUGAAGAAGUCCACCCAGAAAGCCCUGGACCCGCGCAAGGACGUCCUGACCCGCCUCAAGCACCUCCGGGCUCUGAUGGAUGCCGUGGAUGGAAGUGAACUUAAACAUUUUUUUGAGAUUAACUAUUCUCAGAUUUAUUUUAUCUUCUAUGAAAAUUUCAUAACACUGGAAAGUACCUUGAAACAAAAAGGGAAUAAAUCUCAAAGAGAGGAGCUGGACUCCAUUCUUUUUCUUUUUGAAAAAAUAUUACAACUGCUACCAGAAAGAAUUUUCUAUCGGUGGCAUUUCCACAGCAUAGGAUCUGUGUUAAAGAAACUAUUGCACACUGGAAACUGUCUUAAGAUAAGAUGUGAAGGAAUCCGGUUAUUUCUUCUCUGGCUGCAAGCUCUCCAGACCAAUUGUGCAGAAGAGCAGCUAUUAACUUUUGCUUGCCUUGUGCCUGGUUUUCCUGCAGUGAUGUCUUCAAGAGGUCCAUGUACACUGGAUACUAUUAUUAGCGCUCCUUCCAGUCUUCCAGAUGCAAAGAUUUUUCCAGAGGAAAUAACACCACUUUUACCACAUGCCUCUGGUGAAAAGAAUGCUGAGGACCCAACUUGCUACUUCCUUCAGAUACUGUUAAAAUAUAUAGUCAUUCAGGCUGCAAGCUUGGAAUGGAAGAAUAAGGAGAAUUGUGAUACUGGGUUUAAAUUCCUCUUUGCCUUGUUCAGAAAAUAUUAUCUUCCUCAUUUAUUUCCCAGUUUUACAAAACUAACCAAUCUCUACAAACCUGUGCUUGACAUCCCUGGUUUGCGACCUAAACCAGUAUAUGUCAGCGCAACGUUUAACAAUGAAAACAUUUAUAGCACAAAGAUACCAUACAUGACUGCUCGUGUAGUUUUUAUUAAAUGGAUUGUAAACUUUUUUCUGGAAAAGAAGUAUUUCACACCAACACAGAAUUCUAAAAAUGGAGGGGACGUUUUGCCCAGAAUCAUUCAAACUGUGGGUGGUACAGUGCAAGAUAAAAAUCCUGAGCCAGAGAACAGUGUUCCACCAGAUCAAGAAAAAAGCCAUUCAAACAGUAACACUUUAUCUGAGAGGAGACUGAGUGAUUCUAACUUUUGUAGUAUUGAAGAGCAACACCGGGCAGUGUAUGACAUGGUGCAGCAGAUCCUCCUGUCCACACGAGGUUAUGUCAAUUUUGUCAAUGAAGUAUUUCGACAGGCGUUUUUACUGCCUUCAUCAGAAAUAUCUUCAACUGAAAAGGUAGUGAAAGUAUAUAGAAAGUGGAUACUGCAAGAGAAGCCUGUGUUCAUGGAAGAACCAGAUACAAAGGAAACUGUUCAAGAUGAUGAUGGCAUCACAAAUAAUUCAACAACUGAGCCAGACAGCAAGCAUCUUCCACCUGGCCAUUCAGGACAUAAACGUUCCUCCAGUUGGGGAAGAACAUACUCCUUCUCUAGUGCUGUUAACAGAGGAUGUAUAUUAGAAGAUGAAAACAAGAACAUUAAAGCUGGUCUUCAAGCAACACUACAGGUAUUCUUAACAAAUGCUGCCAAUGUAUUUUUAUUGGAACCAUGUACUGAAAUACCUGCACUCCUGAAGGAGCAAGUUGGUGCAUGCAGAGCAGUUUUAAGUAUAUUCAGGCGCAUGAUCAUGGAACUUCCAAUGGAUAAAAAGACCUGGGAGCAACUGCUACAAAUUCUUCUCAGGAUAACAGAAGCUAUCAUGAGCAAAUCAAAAGAUAACCAAAUACAAGAUGAAUUUGCUCAGAGUUUAGCAGGUUUACUAUUCCGGACUCUCAUUGUGGCUUGGAUCCGAGCUAAUCUAAGUGUCUAUAUUUCUCGAGAGUUGUGGGAUGAAUUGCUACGGGUGCUGUCAUCUCUUACAGACUGGGAAGAGCUAAUCAUAGAAUGGGCUAACAUCAUGGACUCUCUAACAUCUGUCUUAGCAAGAACAGUGUAUGGUGUUGAAAUGACCAAUUUGCCCCUGGAUAAGCUAAGUGAGCAAAAAGAGAAAAUACAAAGGGGAAAAGGUGGCAUUUUGGAACCUCAGAAGGGAGCUGCUGUUGGAAGAUCAUUUUCUUUAAGCUGGAAAAAUCAUCCUGAAGUUGUGGAACCAAUGAGGUUUAGGAGUGCUACUACCUCAGGAGUACCAGGCGUUGAGAAAGCAAGGAAUAUAGUGCGUCAGAGAGCAACAGCUAAGCGAAGCCAGUCUAUCAGCAACUGUGCUCAUCUCUGUGAGGCUUUGCCAUCCACUAAAAGUGUACCUCUUCUCCUUCACACUGUGAGCUCUCUCUUACCUGGUAUCUCUUAUACUUCUUACUCUCACACGCUGUCAGAAGCUGAAGAAUAUCAGCAGUCAGGAAAUGGAACAGAAAUGGAAUAUAACCAAUCAGAAAGUGUAACAAGAACAGAAUGCAACAGUCCAUUUUCAGACCAGGAACAAUUAACUCGAAGUAGUAGCACCUCAGAUAUUAGAGACCAGUGCAAUUCUGUUUUCCAAGUUAGAAAAACAGAAAGUUCACAACUCUUAACUUCAGAUUCCAGAUCUAUUGAAGAAGCUAAGGAGAUCAUGUACAGGGAAAAUACAGAGGAAGAGGCAAACAACGCUCCAACUGAGUCAUAUCUCAAAGCAGAUGUGCAGCAAUCACACGGAAGAGAGAGAGAGAAAAGUGAAAGUAUCAGUAGUGAUACGUCCAUUGGAUACAAUAAUGAAGUAGACAUUACUAUGGCUCCCUGGCAAUCUUGUGAAGAAAACCAUGAUGUCAACAUGCCAGCUGAGAUGUCUGUUGAUCCAGAUGGAUGCCACUGGUUGCACUUGAAUCCUUCAGAUGCCACCAAUUUAACAGACAGCAGUGAGUUCCUUGCUGACGACUGCAGUAUAAUUGCUGGUGGAAAUCUUAUAGGUUGGCAUCCUGACUCUGCUUCUGUAUUAUGGCGAAGAAUACUGGGGAUUCUUGGAGAUGUAAAUGAUAUCGAGUCUCCUAAAAUACAUGCCAGGGUUUUUGAAUAUCUCUAUGAGCUGUGGUACAAAUUAGCAAAGAUAAGAGACAACCUUGCUAUCAGUCUGGAUAACCAGUCCACUCCUGCUCCACCUAUUUUAAUUCCACCACUCAGAAUAUUUGCAUCUUGGUUGUUCAAGGCUACAACCUUGCCAGAUGAAUACAAAGAAGGGAAGCUCCAUGCAUACAAACUGAUCUGUGCCAUGAUGACUAGGCGUCAAGAUUUUGUGCCAAAUCCUGAUUACUUAGUGCAUUUUUAUCUUGUCAUGCACAUUGGCUUGAACAGUAAAGAUCAGGAUAUUUUAAAUACUAUCAUAAGGCACUGCCCUUCCUGCUUCUUUUUCUUGAGCUUACCUGGCUUUACAUUGCUCACAGGAGACUUUAUAAGAGCCGCAGCCACAGUUCUAAGUACAAACAUGUUGGAGGCCCCCCGUUUAGAAGCACAUACCAUUCUUGGUUCUCUGAUUUGCUUUCCUAAUCUCUACAGAGAAAUCUCAUUGUUGCAACCCGUUUCAGAAGCAGAAGUUGUCAGAGGAACUGUGGAUGUCAAAUGUUACCUCAUAAGCACCCUUCUGAAGAAUGCCAUCGAUGAACCUAGUGAAGCUUCAAGGUGCUUAGCUGUUUGCUGUCUUGGACUUUGGAUAUGUGAAGAACUUGUACAAUGUACAAACCAUCCUCAAGUAAAAGAUGCAAUAAAUGUUUUAGGUGUGACACUAAAGUUUUCUAACAAGCAGAUAGCACAGGAAGCAUGUGAUGUCUUUCAAUUGCUUGCAUCUUACUGGGAAAAACUACAAAUAUACAAAACUUGUCUACCCAGAAAAAUUAUUGAAAUCCUUGUUGCCACCAUCACAUUUCUGUUGCCUAGUGCAGAGUACUCUUCUGUGGAAAGUGAUAAAAAGUUUAUAGUUUCCUUAUUGCUUUGCUUGCUGGAUUGGUGCAUGACGUUACCAGUGAAAAUGCUGCUGGAACCUAUACUUACUUCAACUCUUGAAGAUCAACAUUCUCCUAAAGCUCCAUUGCUUGAUUACAUUUAUAGAGUGCUACACAGUUGUGUUCAUGGUUCGAACACUUACACACAGCAAAGCCAUUACCUCCUAAGCCUUGCAGACCUCUCAAGUGAUGUCUACGAUCCAUUUUUGCCACUAGGAAGUGUCAGGAAUUCUGAACUUACACAGUUUCAGUCCUCAGAAGAUCUGAAUAAUUUGCUCACUGUUGCUGAAGAAAGAAGAAGGAGGAGCUUGGAGUUAAUACCUUUGACUGCACGGAUGAUUAUGGCGCAUCUAGUAAACAAUCUGGGCCAUUAUCCCUUGAAUGGAGGACCUGCCGUUCUUCACAGCCUUAUUAGCGAAAACCACAACAACUCUUAUGUAGAAUCUUCUGAACUGUCUUCUGAAGUCUUCAGAAGCCCAAACUUACAACUUUUUGUAUUUAAUGAUAGUACUCUCAUAUCCUAUCUUCAAAUUCCUUCAAAAAGAGAGGAAGAUGAUGAACCACCAAGAACUCUAUCUGAAGUUAGAGUAAUUGUUAGAGAUAUCUCAGGGAAAUAUUCAUGGGAUGGAAAACGGAUGCAUGGACCAUUAGCUGGUUGUCCACCAAAUCCCAAUAAAAGAAAACCCACUGUACUUCUUGACAAUCAUAAACAAAACUUUGAGUCUCCAGUGGAUUUUAUGCAAACGUAUGAAGGAGAAGAUGCUCUUGAUAAAUUGCUUGAGAAAAUUGGCAAUAGUAGUCCUGAGUGCCUUUUACGUCCACAAGUAAAAUUAAAUGAGCCAUCACCAUCACCAUGUGUCAUGAGCAGUGAGCAAGAGAAUGAUAUUUUAGAAGCAAUAAUAAAACAGAAUUGCACAGAAAAUGAAUAUGUACAAGGAUGCAGUUUGAAUCCUAGCAUGAAAGCUGAAUUUCAGAAGGCACCAAGACCUGCUCAGCCCCAAGCAUCAUUUCAUUUAUGUAGACUUUUACUAAAUGACUUAGGGAUGAAUUCUUGGGAUAAAAGAAAAAGUUUUCAUCUAUUGAAGAAAAAUUCUAAGUUGUUGAGAGAGCUGAAAAAUUUGGAUUCCAGGCAAUGCCGUGAAACCCAUAAGAUUGCUGUAUUUUACAUUGCUGAAGGACAAGAAGAUAAAUGUUCAAUAUUGUCCAAUCCAAAAGGAAGUCAAGCAUAUGAAGAUUUUGUUGCUGGAUUAGGCUGGGAGGUGGAUCUUUCAACUCACUGUGGAUUUAUGGGUGGCCUUCAGCGUAAUGGCAGCACAGGACAAACAGCACCAUAUUAUGCCACUUCUACUGUGGAAGUAAUUUUCCAUGUGUCUACACGCAUGCCCUCUGAUUCAGAUGAUUCACUGACUAAAAAGCUUCGUCAUUUGGGAAAUGAUGAAAUUCAUGUUGUCUGGUCUGAACACACUAGGAAUUAUCGCAGAGGCAUUAUACCAACAGAUUUCGGAGAUGUUUUAAUUAUUAUUUAUCCAAUGAAGAAUCAUAUGUUUUUCAUAGAGAUCAUGAAGAAACCAGAGGUACCAUUUUUUGGUCCAUUGUUUGAUGGAGCAAUUGUGACUGCAAAACUGCUGCCAAAUCUUAUACGAGCCACAUGCAUCAAUGCCAGCAGAGCUGUGAAGUCCCUUAUAACUCUCUAUCAAAGCUUUUAUGAGGAAAGAGCACUGUAUCUUGAAGCAAUAAUCCAGAAUCACAAAGAAGUAAUGACAUUUGAGGAUUUUGCUGCUCAAGUCUUCUGUCCUUCUCCCAGUUAUUCACUUGGUGCAUGUGGCUGUCUUACAACAAGUCUGAGCGCUGAUCUUACUGCACCUGUGGGGCCAGAGUCAGCUGAGCAAAUGUCAGCAAGACUAGCUGGUGCUACAAAAACCAAGUUCUCUGGGAAGUUGCGCCGAUCUGCCAGUGCUCUCAGCAAAUCUUCAAGUUAAAGCACUUUGAAAGCUGAAGACAACUUAAGGAAACAUAUCCUUUCAAAUCUGUUCUUACAUUUCAUCAGCUACUAAUCAGUGGAACUGGUUACUUUUGAAGACUGCAAAAUGAGUAUUUUUCCUCUAAAAUCAUAACUGAAUCAGUUUCAGAUUUAAAAUAUUAACGUUGAUCACUUGAAUUAUGCAAAAGUCUUUCACUUGACAUUGCUGCUGCUGAAGCAACAAGUCAUGAGUUAAUUUUGCAGGCUGACUGUGGUACAUUUUCUUGUUUCAGUCUCUUGUUUCACUGUAGCUGCAAUCAAACAUCUCUGGAAGAGGAUGCAGACCAAUAAUAAAAAAACAGCUGAUUUCUUGAUUGUUGCAUUUAUAAUUUCAUUAUAAUUUAAAAUUUAGUAGAUGGAUGCCUAUUUUGAUUCAUAAUGGAAGGCCCAAUUUGGUGAAAGUGAAGCACUUUAGUGUCUUACUGAUGCCAAUGAGGAGAUGAGCACAUGAUUAAUUCUCUCCUAUUGAAAUCAGUUCGACUUUAAAGUGUUUCACUUUGGCUAGAUUGUUCCCAGACUCCUUAAAAUAUGAAUGAAUGAAUGAUUAUGCUUUUCAAUAUCUCCUCAAAUAUUCUAUUUCUUUCCAUUAUUUAUUUACAAAGAUCUUUCUUGUGUACAUAACUAAGAUUGCUUAAUAACUCUUCUGAUUGACUUAUGUAAGAAGAGCUUUGUUAGCUGAAUGAAACAGCAAAAUCUAGAUUUCAGGUGCUUGGUUAAAAUACUAUUUUGUACACAGGGCAUACAUUACUAGGCCAUUUCAGUCUUACUCUGUGUACGUUAAAGAUGGCACAUGCCAACUCAGAGUUCCUGUUUCACAAUGUUCUUUGUGCUAAAGUGGGACCAAAGUAACUUAUCCUUAUCACAUGAUUAGCCAUAGAAUGAUUGCUCUGUUGAAAAUGUGGAUCAAUGUAAUGUUUAUCAGAAAACAGAUGCAGAACAGUAUAAAGAUGAUGGUGGUUCACACACAGCCCUGGCAUUUUACAUAUGCUGUAGGGCAAGAAGCCAUAUCCAGUCUCAUACAAUUUCCCAUGCUUCCAUGUGCUUUAAGAAAGUACUUACACUACUAAGCAAUAUGGUUGACUUAAUUGUAUCUUUGUUUGUUUGUGAUGCGGUGAAGUAGAACACAUAAGCCUGGAAUGUAGGGAUUACAUACAAAUGUAAACUACAUGCUAGUGCGGGUCACCUAUUUGCAAUCCAUGUGUGCACUACGAAACUAUGUGGAGUCAGUCAGUCACAACUGAUUCUUGCCACCCAUUUGUUGUGCAGACAACUGGGUGCAAAGACCAAGUGGGAUUGGUCCACCCACCUGAAUCCAGGCUUCCAAAUGUUAUUGCAGGGGCUUAACUCUAGCCUUAUCUCUAUAACAGCAAACUAAGUAACCCUUGGUUUUCAGACAUUUAGCUAGUUGGGUGUUCACUAUAGACUAGAUGUUGCCAUGUAUAGUUAGAUGUCGAUUUCUUAAGCAUAACUAGAGCAGACCCACUGAAUCAAUGAAAACUUGGUAAAUCAACACUUACAUAAGUUCCUUUGAUGAAAUGGGUCCAGUCAUGUGAGGACUAGAGCUCUUUAUAUUUAAGACUUAAUUUUUGAUUUGCUGCACUUACUUUCAUACUGGGAAAAGUUUACUACAAACAGUGCUCAAAGUUAUCAUUGAUAAGUUUGUUUAGUUAAAUUUCUAUUGAGCAGAAAAGGCUAGAUGUUACUAUCACACAGUCUAAAUAUGCCAAUGCAAUACAUUUCCAAACACAACUUUUAAAACACACAGUUUCAAUGGAAUGUAUCAUUGAACACUUUGGGAACGAAGUUAUGUUAUUAUGUUGGAGAUAGAAGGUUGGACUCAGAAUUAGAAUAGGCCCAUUGAAAUUACAGGGACUUACACCACACAUGAUUAGUUCAAUAGGUUUUAGCAGGACUCCUCUAAGCAUAGCUAAAUUUGAAUCUAAUCCAUAAACUGUUAUUUUAAUAUUUUGCACAACCAAAACCACUCGGUGAUGAAGGACUUUUGGGGAGAACAAUGCAUUUUUAGGACAUACCACCAAAGGAAGUCAAUUAAAUUGAAACCAUUUUUUCAGACCUAUAGUGUCCACUGAACUUUGCAAUAAAAUCAGCACCUUUUAGGAACAACACUGAUAGGAACGGAUAGUUUAGGUGUGUAGAAGUCUAAAGCCGCAGCUGUGGUGCCACUUGUAGCUGGCACAGAGUUUUUCCCAAUCCCAAAAUCAUAUUAUUACUACUGCAUAUUAUUACUACUGGGCCCUCCCAGAGGGAAAGUGUUGUCAUUACUUAGCUGGAUCUGGAUCACUAAAAUUAAGAUUUUGCCCUUUCCGCUGAUCAUUCUAAUUAUGUUAGAACUUUAAGAUACAUUAGUUGAUUAAUUUGCCUGGAAAAGAAAUGGGGAUGGGUUUGCAUCCAAUCCCUUUGACUUUUCUUUCAUCUCUUAGACUGGAAAUAUACCCUCUGAUGUAGAAUGUGUUGAUUCUUUGUUUUGCAGCCAAAUCCAAUCUUUAACUGUAAUCUGUAUUGUGGAAAUGUUUAUCUUUAUCUGAAGAGAUUGUUUCCCAUACAAAUCAAACUGUACACCCCAGAGGGAGUAAUUUUGGAUUUCUGUUUAACUGAAAUUCUGUGAAUAUAUUGAUACAGUGUCUAAAUAUUUUCUUGUCUGCUAUUAUUUAUUCUUAGUAAACACUGUCUGAAACCUGUUUAUGGCAACGUUUUCUAAUACCUAAAGCGAAUAAUAAGAUUUAAAGUGCUUAUCUCUUAUAAUACCAAGGAAUUUACCACUUAAGGCACACUGUCUCAAAAUUAGACAUUCGAUCUUAUUUUUGUUAUUGUGAAAUUUAUAAUCUCCCACCAAAAUGAGGAAGCAUGGUGAUAACACUUCAGAUUGUCAUUAAUCCCCCAAUGUGCUUAUCGCUGCUUUUUGAUCAGACCUACACAGUGAAUUUAAAAAGCAGUGAAUUAGAAAAGAAAAGCAUAUGUGUGGGUAUAUAUGUGUAUGUGUAAAGAAACUUGCAGGAGACUGGCUGAGCCAAUAAUGAAUAAAGUCUGUCAUUUAUGAAAAAAA
Messenger RNA from Sceloporus undulatus (fence lizard), 9386 nucleotides. RefSeq names its product Ral GTPase activating protein catalytic subunit alpha 2 (gene RALGAPA2). Gene Ontology annotation, cellular component: nucleus; cytoplasm. NCBI's taxonomy places the organism in Eukaryota, Metazoa, Chordata, Lepidosauria, Squamata, Phrynosomatidae. The coding region runs from base 366 to 6281 and encodes 1971 amino acids. Gene Ontology annotation, biological process: positive regulation of GTPase activity; regulation of small GTPase mediated signal transduction. The record is from RefSeq and is a predicted model, not a curated record. Gene Ontology annotation, molecular function: GTPase activator activity. The transcript is spliced from 40 exons.